This is a messenger RNA of Syzygium oleosum, 2120 nucleotides long. RefSeq lists its product as uncharacterized. The record is from RefSeq and is a predicted model, not a curated record. NCBI's taxonomy places the organism in Eukaryota, Viridiplantae, Streptophyta, Magnoliopsida, Myrtales, Myrtaceae.
CUGCCUCUCUCUCCUGAGAAGAUAAUCUUUUUUUGGGUCAGAGCUCUCCUGAGGAGAUUAAACAAGUCUUGUUUUCUGCACUAAAAAAAAAAAAUCAAAAGGGAGAAAGAAUCCUCUGUUCUUAUUUACCUUUCUCAGUCCUCGCUCACUCUCUCUCUCUCUCUCUCUGUCUUACCCUUCUCGCUGCGCUGCCUAGUGUUGGGCGGUGGCUUAAAGAAACCAAAAGUUUUUCUUGGGGAGAGAGAGAGAUUCGUUUUGAGGGGCCUGAUUAGGGACAACCCACGAAGAUCUGUGUUGGGAGAGGAGACCUUUAAUCAAUCAUGCCAUCGGGGUCGAAGAGGAGAAAAGCUGCCAAGAAAAAGAAGGAAAAGGGAGCCCCAACCAGUGAUUCUUCCUCUGCCAACGCCAACAACACCAACGCUCACGAAAAUGAUGAAGUGAGGAGUCAUGAUGAGAAAGAUAGCGAAGGCGGAGAGCCCAAGUUCCCUGGAUCUCAAUCUCAUGACCAACAUGGCCCAUUCAACGGGGGGAGUGAAGAAUUGGGAAAGAGUGAUCCAUCGCCUGUUGCAUCAGCUGAUGUUGAGAACAAGCCAGUGGAUAUACCAGUUGAUUCCAAUGCCGCGCAAAAAAUUGAAGUAGAGGGCAAUGGUGGAGUCGAAACUGUUGAGGAAGUGAAGUUUGAAGAUGAUUCUCCCAUUCCCAUUGAGUGUGUUGAGCCUGUGAAGGAACAGCAUGAUGAGGGCAACGAAAAAUCCAGCAUCAUUAGGUCUGAUGGUGAGUCUCUGGUCACUGAGGAGGAGAAGUUUGGAGCAGAAGAAGGAAGCAAAAAUUUGGAAACGACCCAAUUUGAAGAUUUGGAAAAGCCAGGUGAAUUUUUGCCUCAAGAGUUGACCAAAGUGAUUGAUGGUGGCCCGGGUGAGGAUGUAAAUAUGGCUGAACCGGUGGUCUCUCUGUCCGAGAAGGUUAUUGACUUGACCGAAGCUGCUCCAAUAGAAAAUAAAACUGACAUUGGACUCAAUUCUUGGGGAAAAGAGGAUUUGUUGACCUCAAUAGAUGAGGUCCAAGGAGUUGCAUCCAAUGGGUUGGAGUCUGCAUCAAACAAUGUUGGGGCUAAAGUGUUUCCUGUGUCAGUUGAAAAUUCUGGAGUUGAAUCUGGUGCUGUAACUUCUGCCUCAAAAGAAAAAGAAGGUGAACUGUGGCCAUCUUCGAGUUUCGUUACUCAGACUCAUAAUGGUACAGAGAAGGCCAAGGAUUUGAGGUUUGUGAGCGAUGGGUUGGAGUCUGCAUCAAAUAAUGUUUGGUCUAAAGUGUUUCCUGUGUCAGUUGAAAAUUCUGUCGUUGAAUCUGGUGCUGUAACUUCUGUCUCAAAAGAAAAGGAGGGUGAAUUGUUGCCAACUCCAGGAGUUUUGGUUGCACAGACUCAUAAUGGAACUGAGAAGGCCAAGGAUUUUGAGGUUUGUGGAUCAAGCAUCAGGUUGGAGUCUGCAUCAAACAAUGUUGGGGCUAAAGUGUUUCCUGUGUCAGUUGAAAAUUCUGUCGUUGAAUCUGGUGCUGUAAUUUCUGUCUCAAAAGAAAAGGAGGGUGAAUUGUUGCCAUCUCCAGGAGUUUCGGUUGGUCAGACUCAUAAUGCUACAGAGAAGGCCAAGGAUUUUGAGGUUUGUGAAUCCUCCGAGGACCAGCCAUUGGUGGCGCCAGCUCCUAGAAUUGCGGAAAAGACGUCCUGGAUGAGCUGUUGCGGACUAUUUGAUGUCUUUAUGGGCUCCAGUAGAUGAAUAAAGAGUUACAAUAUUAGCGAAACUUUAGGCGAGGGAUGAAGCUGUGGGAAAGCUAGGAAUGAUUUUGUUUGAAGUUCAGGAGCUUUCAUCUUGAAGACAAUCCUAGGUUUCUCCUUACCUGAUAGACCUGACUGAAAUAAGAAAAAAAAAAAACAGUUUUGAGUGUUGUGCUGGGAAUUGUGUCGACUUUGUUAAGCCUUGGCAGGCCCCCGCUUGCAGCUCACUUUUUUUUUAUAUGAAUUUUGGAUUUUGGUUUUUCUCCCUUGAAAAUGUGUGCUGUGUCUGUCCUUUUUUCCUUUCUGUGGUAUAGGACCAUUACAUAAAAGAGGAGGAUGUGUUUGUGUA